Molecule: messenger RNA, 1519 nt
Organism: Gloeophyllum trabeum ATCC 11539
Lineage: Eukaryota; Fungi; Basidiomycota; Agaricomycetes; Gloeophyllales; Gloeophyllaceae
Product: glycoside hydrolase
Exons: 6
Coding region: 114-1193 (359 amino acids)
Biological process (GO): fungal-type cell wall polysaccharide metabolic process
Cellular component (GO): fungal-type cell wall
Source: RefSeq, a predicted model, not a curated record
GCAUCCCUGCGCCUCUCCUCCUCCUCCUCAGGGCCCCCACACUCAUUUGCUCUCCCGCUCCUUGUCAAUCGGUUCCCUUUCGACGCACACGGCCCAUCCCUAUUUUUGCAGCCAUGGCCGCCAUCAAACUGCUGAACCUUCUUGCCAUCUCGUCCCUCGCUAUCCUUGCAUGCUCGUUCGGCGCGACUCCCGCUAACGCGCUCGCCACCGACCGCCACCACAUUGCCCGCAGCGCUGCCCACGGCCACGAUGGGCUCGCCAGGAGGAAGCGCGACAACGCUGCUAGCAAGCGUUGCAAGGCCCGGCCCUCCAGCAGCGCCGCUCCUGCUCCGUCUUCCAGCUCCGAUCCCGCCCCCUCCAGCAGCCAGGCGCCUGCUCCCACGUCCGACGCUCCCGCAAACAAUCAGCCUGCCAGCACUUCCGCAGCCCCCGCCCCUUCGGCCACUUACACCAGCAGCGGCAACACCGGCUCGGGCAAGGUCGGUCUGGCCUGGCCCAACGGCGCUGACGACUCCCUGAAGAACUACAAGACGGACAAGGUCAAGUGGUUGUACACUUGGAGCCCCGACAUCCCCGACAAUGCGCGCGAACUCGGCUUCGAGGUCGUCCCCAUGCUCUGGGGUGACAACCAAGUCCAGGAGUUCCAGGAGAAGGUCGUGCAGGGCUAUGCCAACUACGUCUUGGGCUUCAACGAGCCCGACCAGGCUGGCCAGUCCAACAUGACCCCCCAGCACGCCGCUGACCUCUGGAAGCAGUACAUUGACCCCCUGAAGUCCCAGGGUUACAAGCUGAUUUCCCCGGCUGUCACUUCUGCCCCUGCCGGCAAGACCUGGAUGCAGGACUUCUUCAAGGCCUGCGACACCUGUCACUUUGACGCUCUUGCCAUGCACUGGUAUGAUGUGAGCGCCGACGCGUUCAUCGCGUACGUUGAGGACUUCCACAACACCUUCAACCUCCCCAUCUGGGUCACCGAGUACGCUUGCCAGAACUUCAAUGGCGGUGCUCAGUGCUCCGACAGUGAGAUCGCCUCCUUCAUGGCCCAGACGACGAACUUCAUGGACGGUGCCGAUUACGUUCAGGCCUACAUGUGGUUCGGUGCCAUGCAUGACAUGCAGGGUGUCAACGUCGGCAACCAGCUCAUGGCGUCCAGCGGUGGACCCACGCAACUGGGCUACCAGUUCAUUAACGCUUAGAAUGUCACGUUAGACUUAGUUGCCGUCUCACGUCCGCUGCCGUUGUACUGGAGGAUUCCGCCAUGCCAUAUACCCGUACUUUCUUGUCUUUUUAGCACCCCGUCCUGCGGGCGGUUUCUGCCUGCAGGUCGGGCGCUGGUCGUGCUUGUCUUCCUUAUCUCGAUCACUAUCCACGUUAUAACUGUUCUUGAUAUAUGCCAUGGGCGAUGUAGCUCUUGUGCGUAAUCCAAUGUUGAUUAAGAAGUUGGUUGCAUUCAGUGCUGGUUGUACAAAGGUAGAGCAGAGCAGAACAGACAGCAUUGUGUCCUGUAACAAUGGUAUCUCGG